UGUUGUUUAGCAAGCAGACUGGCCUGACCUACUUCAGCUUAAUUUCUAUAUGUUUCCCUCUCUUUCUCUCUCUCUCUCUCUCUCUCUCUCUCUGAAGUAGGAUAAUGUUCACCCCUACACCCCUGAAAGCAAUUAAGUCAUAUCCCAUCUCUGGCUCACUCGUCUUCUUAUCCCUGCUAACUCUUUACACUUCUCUUUCUCUCCUCUGGUAUUCCCUCAGCUUUUCCACUCUUCUCCCAUUCCUUAUUUUUCCUUAUUAUCUUCUUCUUCUGGACUCUAUAUUCUUUUCUUUUUAUCUGGUUGGUCUUUUGGUCAGUGUUCUUUUUGUUGCAUGUGGGUCUCCUGCGUUCUUCACCAUGAGUCCUGGGAUUCCACGGUCAGAAGAAAAGACAAAGAGGUCGAUUGAUGGCAGUCUGGAUCACAGUUUGGGACGGGGUGUUGAGGCGGAUGGUCCACCCCCGCUCAAGAAUUACAUCAUUUUGACUAUUUUCACCUGCUUCUGUCCAGCAUGGCCCAUCAAUAUUGUGGCUUUGGCCUUCUCUAUGAUGUCUCAGAGCAGUUACGAUAACGAGGAUUACGACGGUUCUCAACGACUGGGGAGGAAGGCCCUGCACAUGGGCAUUGCAUCUUUAAUCAUUGGCCUACUCAUCAUCACGGUCUUCAGCAUCGUACACUUCACCACGAAUCCAAACUGAUGGCUAACGAGAAGCUUUAAAAGGAUUAUUUAUCUCCAUGUCCAUGUGCUUUGGUGGACUGACAGCAGGAAGAUGGACAGCGCUGCCCUCCAUCAUGCUAAUGCUAAGGACACACCGCGGGCUAGCACACUACAGCAGUCAUGGCUAAAUUGGCAUUCUUUCUUUUUUAAUUUUACGAAGUCUUAUGCUCUUAUGAAUGUAAAUUAUGCGACAGAGGAGCAACUGGAGAAGCGAAAUAAUCUGUUUUAUGUGUCUUAAUUAUCUAACUUAGCCUGUGUUUACUAGUCUAGUGCACUACAUAUUUCAAUUACAGUUAAUGUACAGUUGACACUACCUGUGAAAUGUUUUGGUGCACCUUGCUUAGAUUUAUAAUGCUGAUAUGUUGCUUUAACCUUCAAAAAGGUGAAAAAAAAAAUGUUUAGUGGUCAUAAAGCAGAUGUUUGCUAAUUCUAUGGGUUAAUUGAUCUUGGUAUGAUAAGCAUGUCCUGCCAAAGUAAUGAUUUGACAGAUUUCUUUUUGAAAUAUUUAAAAUAUUUUGUCUCUCUUAGUUAAGUUAUUGAAAAUCCAACUAAAAAAACAGGAUUGUUUAUUUUAAAGGGCCCAUAGCAUGGAAAGCUGAAAUGCCAAGUUUGAUGUAGUGUAUAAAAAUUGUUUAUGUUUCAAAUGUUUAAUUGUUAAAGUGUUAUGUAUUCACUCCACACUUCAUACAAUCCAUUUACAGAAACUAAACUGCUAAAACAGCCAGUAUAUAAUACACAGUUUUGUAUGAUUCAGCAUUGUCAGAAAAACAAUGCUGACUGAAGUACAAUAGGGGGCAGCUAAUUAGAAAAUAUAUCAGAGCUUAUUUACAUAUAACUAUCCUAAGAGAUGAAGAAAUGUUGGAAAAUGGUCAUACAAAAUGUAUUGCAAGGAAAAUGUAGAAUUUAGACUGUAAAAGCUAGGUGUCCAAAACUUUUUUCUUAGGCAUUAAGCAAACUUUUUACUCCCUUAAGCUCUAAAGGCGUGUAUGUAAGCACUUACUUCCCUUACCUUUUAAAAUACACAAAUUACAGAUUGGAAUAAUAAAUAGUGGAUAUGAACGAAUUUACAGUAGACACGGAACAAUUCAUAGUAGCUAAUGAAUAAUAAAACUAGAUCCUUGAAAAUUAAUAGUAGAUACAAAAUAUUUCAUAGAUAUAUAGGAUACCAAAUAAUACAUAGAGGAUACUGAACAACUGAUGUUAGAUAAAGAAUAAUGCAUGGUAUAUACUGAAUAAUUCAUUGUAUUUUCUGAAUAAUAAACCCUAAGGUAAAAUAAAUCUAGGUCUAAUAACAAAAAAAUAAACAAGGUUUAACAGCAAACAAUGUUGUAAAUAAAAUAUGUGAAAAGUUUACUUAAUACACAAAAUAACUUAGAAUUUAAGUUCACAUGGUUUGAAGAAACGUUACAGAGUCUUAAAGCACUUGUGUUCAUGUAACACCUGCAAUUACUUAUCACAUUUUCUUAAUGUAUAUUCAAAAUGUGCAGCUUCUACACAAGUUAACGUAUGUUAAAAAUGAGCUCCAACAACCAUUUUUGGAUUUUAUUUGUGAAAUCUCCUGUUUAACCAUGAGGGAUACAGUAAUUCAACUCUUUUUUUGAUAAAAACACUGAUAGCAGAUCAUAUGUAUGUACAGAAAUGAUGCCUAUGUGUGUGUCUGUGAUUUUUUUUAACAUGUAACAGAUGUGAAUAAAAUUGUAUUAAAAGUAAA
Molecule: messenger RNA, 2426 nt
Organism: Astyanax mexicanus (Mexican tetra)
Lineage: Eukaryota; Metazoa; Chordata; Actinopteri; Characiformes; Acestrorhamphidae
Product: transmembrane protein 233
Exons: 3
Coding region: 105-695 (196 amino acids)
Cellular component (GO): membrane
Source: RefSeq, a predicted model, not a curated record